This is a messenger RNA of Lachancea thermotolerans CBS 6340, 429 nucleotides long. RefSeq names its product mitochondrial 54S ribosomal protein bL9m MRPL50 (gene MRPL50). Lineage: Eukaryota; Fungi; Ascomycota; Saccharomycetes; Saccharomycetales; Saccharomycetaceae. The transcript has a single exon. The record is from RefSeq and is a predicted model, not a curated record. The coding region runs from base 1 to 429 and encodes 142 amino acids.
AUGUUCAAGGCACCAGCCCUCAGGGCUUAUUCUGCGCUUUCCAAGCGUUCUAAAAAGGUCAAGGUACAACUGCUGAAAGAUUUCCCCCAAUUCCAGCUUUACAAAGGCCAAGUUACACAAGUUAGUCCAUCGCUCAUGAGAAACUACCUUCACUUGAGCAACGGUGCUCGCUACAUUCUCCAUGAAGAGGAAAUUGAUGAGGGGCUGCGUGCAGAAAGUAUAGCCGCUGCAGCGGCUAGGGCAACAUCUGUUCAGAAGGCAGUUAAAAGGCAAAUCGAAGCGGCUGCUGAAAAGAUCAAGGGAAACGAUGCUAAGGAAAGCGAGAAGACGAAGGAAAGCGAGAAGCCUGACGCCGAGAAGCAAGCGCCAAGGGUUUUUAACAGCGGCGUAACUAUUAACGAUGUUAAGAUCCCAGGACUCGAUAUCUAG